AUGAUGAAAAUUGGUGGAAUUUUGGCAGCCACGCUUCUGGUCUCUAUUCAUGGAUAUCCGGCUGCACAACAUCAACAGGUAUGACUUUAGAAAAGUUAUAACACAAUAGCAAUAUCAAUAUUUCAAGACCGCUCAACAAUAUCCUGGUCAACAGGAGGGUAAUACCCCGUCUUCAACUCAACAACAGCCUACAGCUCAUCAUGGUUACAUGUAUGCACCUCAACAACAAGUGAUUUCUAAAUAGUCAAUAGAAAAAUAGUUUUAAAAUAAUUUAGGCGGCUCAACUGUCUCAAUUCCCAACUACAGUAGCUCCAGCGACAGUUCCAGUUCCACAAUUGCCAUUAGAUGUUCAAAAAACCGCCCAAGUUCUUCUCAACGACCCAGACUUCCAGAUGUUGGCUAGAAGUUUGCACACGGGUACUGGAAGUGUUGGUUUUAGCAAUCCGGUUAGUUAUGAGCCAAGUUCAGUGGACGAAAUGCGGGGCCAACAAGAAUGCUUCGAAAAGCAACCAGAAAAGUAAACAUUCCCGUAAAAUUUGAACAUUUCAUGCAGAACUGAGCUUUCUGGAUCAUUUCUUAUUUAGGAAGCGUAAUGAUUAGGAGUUGACGUGGAAUCGGGCCAGAUGUAAUUGAUUAAUAGAGAUUUGAUGACAUCCAGAAUCCCUUUGGAAUAGUCUUUUCGAAAAGUUCAAAGCGUUCACUACAAAUCCAAUAAGCUUGGGAUUAUUACUAUUCCAAGUAUAAAUCCGGCAUUAUACAAACACUCUGCUAAUUAUCAUUUUGCGCCUUUCAAUCAUCUAAAUAAAUAAGCACACACAUUUUGCAGCUAACCCCCCGUGAGCUUCCUCCAUGCUCCACAGACGGUCGAUCAGUCACCAUUGAUCAUUUGCGAAUCUCGCCUGAAUCACUCGUUCAAAUUGCUCGUCUCGCGCAGGCCUUCGGGACCAAUCCGGAUUGGAAGAAGCUGCGGUUGGCGGACAUGAAAUCCGCUUUGAACACUCAGAUGCAUCCGACUCAUCAGUACGCGGCCAGAUCAAUCGGGCUUUAG
This is a messenger RNA of Caenorhabditis sp. 36 PRJEB53466, 1048 nucleotides long. The record is from the annotation of a GenBank genome assembly. Lineage: Eukaryota; Metazoa; Nematoda; Chromadorea; Rhabditida; Rhabditidae.